CGGCUGACGUCCGCCCCGAGGGCUCGGCCGCCAUGGCGUUCGGCGGCGCCCGCGGGCUGGGGCCGCGCUGGGAGCUGCCCCGCGGCGCCGUCGCCUUGUUCCUGCUGCUGCUGUCGGCGGCCGCGACUCCGGAGCCGCCCGGCGCGGCUUGCUCUCAGAACACAAACAGAACCUGUGAGGAGUGCCUGAGAAACGUCUCUUGUCUUUGGUGCCACACAAAUAAGGCGUGCUUGGACUACCCGGUGAGCAGGAUCCUGCCACCCAGCUCCCUCUGUAAGCUGAGCUCCGCCCGCUGGGGCGUUUGCUGGGUGAACUUCGAGGCGCUGAUCAUCACCCUGUCGGUGGUGGGGGGAGCCGUGCUCCUGGCCGUGGCCGUGUGCUGCUGCUGCUGCUGCUGCCGGAGGAAGAAGAGCCGGAAGCCCGAUAAAAGUGAGGAGAAGGCGGCGCGGGAGCGCGAGGAGCGCAGGAUCCGGCAGGAGGAGCGGAGAGCAGAGAUGAAGUCGAGACAUGACGAAAUCAGAAAGAAAUACGGUUUGUUUAAAGAAGAAAACCCAUAUGCCAGGUUUGAGAACAACUGAGCACGCCGGCGCGGGACGUGUUGCGGGUCAGCGGAGCCCCGGCCGGCCCUCCCGUCCCCGCCGGGGCACAGCGCGGCCGCCCGCACACCUGCGAGCUUCUGCCCUUCUCUCUCUCUGCGCUUAGUCACUCCAGACACGGAGCCUGUCCAGGGGCGGGGGUUGGUGUGGGUUCUGUUGUUAGUCUCAGGAGGAAAGGCACACGUUCACUCCUCCCGGUGGGUAAGCCCCCUGUGGACGGGGCCGCCUGCCCUGCCUUCCGUCCCGGUGGCCUGCUGCUCAGUGCGGGGCGCACCUGUCCCUCGGUGCCUCUGCGUGCUGACUCGGGGUGCGCUCCCCGACCCCAGCCACUUGGAGCAGCACCCAGGCCUCGGGCCUAUGUUCUGUUUCGUCUUAAAUAAGUCUUAGAUUUCAUUCCUCCACCUAAAAUACUUCACCAAAAAACUCCACUGUCAAAAUUCAGACCACAUAUUGGACAGUUUGUAGAUUUUAAUUUGUAUCUGUACCAAACCUCAAGCUUGUUUCGCGGUGCAGACUGGGUACCACGUGAUGCUUUAAGGCCGCCUCUCCGGGGCGGCAGCUGGUGGUGCCGUGGGGUGGCCGCGGGCCGUGCUCACCUUCUGCCCCGUUGGUGGCAGGUGUCUGGUGCUGUGUGCAGAGGUGCACGUCAGGCUGCCUGCGCUCUGGUCACCUAGGGACCAUGGGUUGUUCCUCUAAGGGGGUGGGACCACACGCCGCGGGCCCCUCUGCAGGGCUCCGUCCACAGGGGAGCCAGGGUGUCCAGGCUGGCGGGAGGGACUCCCACGGGCUGUGCAGACACACUGAUGAUGGUCCUGGGACUGUGCCCCUUAGGGGUGUUGUGAGAGCUCCAGCAGAGGCAGCUCCCGGGGGUGGCCGGGGCCUCCAGGCGGCCUGUGGUGCCGUCUGUGGCGGUUCCGUUUCUCCCAUCAAGAUCUAGGACCAAGCGCUUGGUGUCGGACACGGCCGCAGACCGGGUCGUGACCAUGAACAGCCUUCCUCAGACCUGAGGAUAGGCCCGGCUGCUGCCCUGCAUGGAUUAGGAAGACGUUUAGCUUUGGGAACGUGGGUCGACAGGCACACGAGAACACGACGUGUUCUGCUUUCGCCCGCUGCCGGAAGCGUCCGGUGAAGUCCCCGCGCAGGCCCAGGUGAUCGGAACUCCGCCUGCACCGCGCCGGGCGUGCUGCCCUGCGGCCCCACGAGCUAGAACCCGACCUCCACAGACUCCGUCACCUUUCGGACUUCUCGGGCAUUUGAUAGCAGUUUAAAGUACUAUGAAGCCUUCCUGCUCUCGGACGCCAGCCGCGCGGUUGUCUUUCUACCGUUUAUUCCUGAGAAACUCUGUAACAGGCUUUAGCGGCCUUUGUAUCCAUACAGUCCCGCCGUGUAAGAUCAUUCCUGCCUUGAGUGUAGGUUGCUGAGCUCCCGCCCUCCACAUCCACACUGUGUAUCUGAUCCCUUCUGGGGUACUGAGCCCACGCCAGGGACCUGGAGGGCUGUCUCGGUCCCCACGCUUUUUUCUGAAAUAGCCCUAAGAGCAGCUGAUAUAACCUCAAGGAAACCGUGAAGCUCAGAGUGCCUUAAUUUUAACCAGUUUUCAAAAAAUGGUUUAAUACACACUUUGUUGAAUACA
This is a messenger RNA of Canis lupus familiaris (dog), 2229 nucleotides long. It is a transcript of the gene PTTG1IP, whose product is annotated as PTTG1 interacting protein. Bases 33 to 578 code for a protein of 181 amino acids. Gene Ontology annotation, biological process: protein import into nucleus. Lineage: Eukaryota; Metazoa; Chordata; Mammalia; Carnivora; Canidae. The transcript has 6 exons. The record is from RefSeq and is a predicted model, not a curated record. Gene Ontology annotation, cellular component: cytoplasm; nucleus.